CUAAUGCACGAAGAAGAAAUAAUUAUGGCGGCGCUCGGCAGAGCACGGGGCUUACUUCGAGGAUUCUCUUGGUUGCAAAAUGUUCAAAGAAGCAAAAACAGGCUAGUUAAAUGUAGCACUAGGACUUUUUGCGGCGAUCCCCAAGACACUGUGCAAAACAAUGCAAAACCCCAGUUCACAGAUCCAGUUGUGCAGGACAUUCUCACCAGGAUAACGGGUCUGGACUUGCAGAAGGUUUUCCGACCACUUAAACAAGAACUGAAGCCGCCUGUGUACAAACUCAUGACUGAUGAACAGCUGGAGCAGGCGGUGAAGUUGGCCACACAGAAGGCUCAGAAUCUUUUGCAAAUGCCGCCUGUUUUACCUGAAAGGAAGCCCAUCAGUGAUGUACUGUCUGUGGACAAGAUUCUGGAAGGCAUGGACACAGCUAAAUAUGUUUUCACGGACAUUACUUACAACAUUCCACACAGGGAAAGGUUCAUAGUUGUCAGGGAGACAGACGGCACUCUGAGAAAAGCCACCUGGGAAGAAAGAGACCGGCUCAUUCAGGUGUACUUCCCUAAGGAUGGCCGGAAAAUCGCACCACCUCUUCUCUUCAAUGACGAGAACCUAAAGAUGGUGUUCUCGCAAGACCGUCAUGAGGAUGUAUUGGACCUUUGUCUGGUCCAAUUUGAACCUGACUCCUCACAGUAUAUCAAAGUGCAUGCUGCCACCUAUGAGGAUCUGGACAAACAUGGGAAAUAUGAGUUUCUUCAUUCUACCCGGCACUUUGGAGGAAUGGCUUGGUACCUAGUCAAUGCUCGCAGGAUUGAUGGCCUCAUUGUGGACAUGUUGAAAAAGGAAUUAGUGCAGGAUGCAGUAAGCCUUGUGUCCCUCUUCCACCUGGUCCACCCUCACAGCGAGUCGGCCCUGGAGGCUUCUAGACAUCAGGCCACAGAUACUGACCUUCUCAAGAUCUAUGCCCAGAAGGAAUCCCAGAGGUCUGGCUACAUCGAGUUGGCCUUGCAGGCAUAUGAACAGACUGUAUCAAACAGCACUGCUUAAUAAUCGACGGUUACCAUUUGGAAUUCUACAAAUCACCAAAGGAAAAUAACUACAAGCGAAAGGACAAGCUAAUUAGCGCCCCAUUUAAAGGCAAAUGGUGUGCAGACCUCCGUCUCUGUCGUAUAAAGUGCUCCGUAAAUUAACAAGUUCAUGGAGAAACAAUGCAUGCUAGUUAUGAUAAGAAAUCCCAACAUAUUUGUGUACAUAAAUUAAUUAAACUAAAAUCACUGUAAUAAAAAAGUCUUUUUACCUCUGACUCUGUCUCCAGGCCUGGCAAAGCCAAUAUGUCAUUACGUGUUCAUAAUUUCGCAAUUGUUACUGCACUUCUGUUAAAGGAAUCCAAUACAUGACUGUUUUGUUGGGCAACCAUGUGUCUUAUCAAACUAGAAAAAGAUUUCAGAGGUGAUUGGAAAUGGAACUAAGUGAAUGACAGUGAUGAAUAAAGAAUGAAAUGAAAACAUACAGACAGCUAGGAUGAAUAAUAUCAAUGAAAGUAGA
Molecule: messenger RNA, 1542 nt
Organism: Corythoichthys intestinalis (scribbled pipefish)
Lineage: Eukaryota; Metazoa; Chordata; Actinopteri; Syngnathiformes; Syngnathidae
Gene: mrps22
Product: mitochondrial ribosomal protein S22
Exons: 8
Coding region: 4-1044 (346 amino acids)
Cellular component (GO): mitochondrial small ribosomal subunit
Molecular function (GO): structural constituent of ribosome
Source: RefSeq, a predicted model, not a curated record